AUGCAUUGCGCAUACGCACUUCUCUUGUGGCCGCAGCAGCCCGAACUGUACCCAGAUCGAUUAGUUGUUUUGGCUAACCAUGGUAAAUAUCAUCAUUACGGUGUCUACAAGCCGAUGAAUAGAGGCCAGUUUCCAGCUCCCGAAUCUGAAAAAUAUUUACUCAUGACCGGUGACACCCCUGACGAAUACGGCACUUACUUAAAGGCGUAUUGCUCAUCCCGGAUGCCAAUAUCCCAGAUAGUUAGCAAAAUUAUUGAAGGUCUAUCGGUAUUAACAACUUCGUCUCAUCUCGACUUUGGCACUACGAAUGAUUCGGCACAGGCAUGUCUAGAACGGGUCCUAAACCUUUCUGAUAGCAUGCCACAUGGUGAUAUAAUAACGAUUACAGAUAUCAGACAAAAUCAUAUUUGUUCUGAUAUUAAUAUAGUUCAUCUAGCCUACAGUGGUGAAAUAUCUGAGGGUCAAUCUGUCGAAGGUUUUUUCCGGCACAACCCAGAAGCCAGAAUUAAAAUUCGCUUGGAUCAGCCGAUAAACGUGAUGGAAGUUGUCUCGGAAAGCCAGCUCCUUGGGCAAUGUCGUAUCGAAAACAAACUUCAUGUACUUGCUUGGUACCUAGGUCAUCUGCAUAUAUUUUAUAGAAUUACUGGGUCGCCACUGCUAUAUCCGCUGACAAAAAUUGAAGAGGAAACGGCAAACGGAAAGAUUAUUGAAAGUUUUAUCUUCCAGCUUUUCGAACCUUUCAAGGAUUUUAAGCAAGCAAUAAAAACAUUUGAAUCGGAACAAGAGGGAUUAACCGGAUGGUGUUCAAGGAAAUUUUGCGCCCCAGACAAAACGUUUCAAAAAAUGUACCCUACAAGUUCGGUUAUUACACAGUAUAAAUUCAGAGGACUUAAACAGGCUAACUUCCAGGAUCUGGAUGUGUUUCGUGGUCAACGGGUAAAAUAUUCUGGCUGGAGUUUCUAA
Messenger RNA from Blumeria graminis f. sp. triticale, 963 nucleotides. NCBI's taxonomy places the organism in Eukaryota, Fungi, Ascomycota, Leotiomycetes, Helotiales, Erysiphaceae. The record is from the annotation of a GenBank genome assembly.